GCAUUUUGGCGCUCGUCCCCAGCGAUUCGCACUCUCGCACAUCUGGCGCCAAAGCCAAAUCAAAAGCCGUCAAAACACCGAACCUUGCUGGUUGUCGCGCAUGCGCACGCGCGCUAAACGAAAUCGAAAACGAAAAGCAGUCAAAGUGACCGUUAUUAUCGUCGAGCCGCAGGCGCAGUCAGCAUCUAAAGUUGUUAUAUAAUCUAGAGUGGAAACUGUAGAGCCCGAGUUUCUGGCAAUAAAAGAAGAAGAAAAACCGAAAGCCCAGCUUCUGCACACAAUUCGCCAAGUCGUCGCCGCCCAGCCAGCGGACUAAUUAAUGCGAGUUCGUGGAAAGAAAAGUAAAGUAAAGCGAAGUUGGGAGAUCUCGUAAAUUAUAAUACUUAAGGCCGAAAAAAGCGCUUGGGCCGCGAGACGCGAUCCGCCUCCGAUCCCAGUUCCCGAUCCCAGAGCCAGUCCGCCCGGAAAAAGAAAAACCCUCGACCGCCCAUUUGAAUGGCAGCGUGAAAGUGAAAAGCAACUGGUCAUCAGCAGCAGGACAAAGCUGCAGAUACAGAUAGAUUUACAGAUACUCUAUAGAGAUACGAUCCGUAAACGGCCACUGUGGGUCAGUCAUGCGCGCGAUGAGCAGCUGAGCUGCGCCAGCUGCCCGAGGAGCGGCCACCAAGAUGAUGAUGCCAUCACAAUCGCAAUUGCAUUCGCAGUCGCAAUCACAGUCGCGGCCACAGUCGCGGUCACAGUCGCGGUCACACUCGCAAUGCCACUGGCAGAUCCCGGCGACAAGCACCACGACCUUGAGCUGGCUGUGUCUUCUCCUGCUGCUGCCCUCUUCCAGGCAGUUCGAAACGGACUGUGGAUGUCGUCCGGCGCGUAGAGGCCCGAGGAUCAUUGCUGGAGCUGCCACGAAUGAGGGCCAGUUCCCCUGGCAGGCCUCCCUGGAGCUGCUGCACCCCUCGCUCGGAUUCCUGGGCCACUGGUGCGGGGCGGUGCUGAUCCACCAGUACUGGAUCCUCUCAGCCGCCCACUGUGUUCACAACGAUCUCUUUAACCUGCCCAUUCCACCGCUGUGGACGGUGGUUUUAGGCGAACACGAUCGCGAUGUGGAGUCGGGCAACGAGCAGCGUAUUCCCGUCGAGAAGAUCGUGAUGCACCACCGCUACCACAACUUCAAGCACGACGUGGUGCUGAUGAAGCUUUCAAAGCCAGCGGAUCUCACCAGGGCCUCCAAUAUCCGGCGGAUCUGUUUGCCCUUUCUCCUAGCCGAAUCGCCGGAUCAGGCCCAGUCAGAGGCAGUGCCUCCAGCUUCGUCAGCCGAUGAGGAUGUGUUAAUCCAGCAGCUGGAGCUAGAGGAUGUGCCCGAAAAGAUCGACAACUUUCUGCGCAGCGUCCAGAGCCGUCGGCGCUAUCGAAAUGUCACGGCCCCCAGCAUGAAGGAGCUGAUGAACAUGAAGAUCCUCAGCAGGAUGCGUCAAGCGCUGGCGCAACGCUCCCCGCGCAGCCACAAGCGUUCGCGAAGACGCAACGAUAAGCUAAUGAAGCUGGGUCCUCGCCGGGAUUCGGAUGAUUCUGCUGAGCAGAAGCACCCAAAAGUCAGUGAUGAGCCAAAGGAGAUGGCCUUUGUGGACUGCGUGGCCACGGGAUGGGGCAAGGCCAACAUCAGUGGUGAUCUCUCCAAUCAGCUGCUGAAAACACAGGUGCCACUGCACCAGAAUGGCAGAUGCAGGGAUGCCUACGGCAGCUUCGUCAACAUCCAUGGUGGUCACCUGUGCGCCGGCAAGCUGAACGGGGAGGGCGGCACCUGCGUGGGCGACUCCGGCGGACCGCUGCAGUGCCGCUUGAGCCGCGACGGACCCUGGAUACUGGUGGGAGUCACCUCCUUCGGAUCGGGCUGUGCCCUGGAGGGCUUUCCGGACGUCUACACCCGCACCUCGUACUACAUGAAGUGGAUCGAGGACACGAUCGCCACCCACUGAAUCAAGGAUACGUUGUUUACAUAGCUAUCGACCUGUAUUUAUCGAGUGCAAGCUCAGCUGUAUAUUGCUUACUGUUACCACUCUAACUGUAGCCCUAGCUUAUAGUUAUCGUUAACUAGUACGUAGGCAAGGACGUUCCCUAAGUUGUUUCCGAUGAGCACAAUAAUUUACACCGAAUCUUAAGCCUAAA
Molecule: messenger RNA, 2163 nt
Organism: Drosophila sechellia
Lineage: Eukaryota; Metazoa; Arthropoda; Insecta; Diptera; Drosophilidae
Product: transmembrane protease serine 9
Exons: 4
Coding region: 669-1973 (434 amino acids)
Biological process (GO): proteolysis
Molecular function (GO): serine-type endopeptidase activity
Source: RefSeq, a predicted model, not a curated record